AUGGAGAAUCCUGAAGGAAGAAGUAGAGAUGUAGCCAGAACCGAUGGAGAGAAAACAACUGGUUCUUCGGUUGUGUUUGCAACCGUAGCAGCUGUGGCAGUGGUCGGACCGCUUCUUGGUCUGAUGAGUUUCAGCCUCGUCGCGACUGUGACGUUGUUUAUUGUGGUUUCUCCAUUGAUGCUGAUAUUUGCUCCGGUGUUGAUGGCAACGGUGGCGAUUCUUGUGGCGGCUAUGGUUGGUGUUGGGGUGGCGGCAGUCAUGUGGUUGGUGGGUAUUGCCGCUUUGGUUUGUUGUGGACGAGAGAUUGGUGUUGGAACAGGAGUGGCUGGGAGGAUGGUUGAGUCGGUGGUGAGAGAGUUAGGUUAUGGUCGGAAUCGUUACUUGCGAGACAAGUGA
Molecule: messenger RNA, 396 nt
Organism: Brassica napus (rape)
Lineage: Eukaryota; Viridiplantae; Streptophyta; Magnoliopsida; Brassicales; Brassicaceae
Product: major oleosin NAP-II
Exons: 1
Coding region: 1-396 (131 amino acids)
Biological process (GO): lipid storage
Cellular component (GO): membrane; monolayer-surrounded lipid storage body
Source: RefSeq, a predicted model, not a curated record